Messenger RNA from Bradysia coprophila, 4457 nucleotides. It is a transcript of the gene Tango1, whose product is annotated as transport and golgi organization 1. The record is from RefSeq and is a predicted model, not a curated record. Gene Ontology annotation, molecular function: protein binding. NCBI's taxonomy places the organism in Eukaryota, Metazoa, Arthropoda, Insecta, Diptera, Sciaridae. Gene Ontology annotation, biological process: endoplasmic reticulum to Golgi vesicle-mediated transport; vesicle cargo loading; protein secretion. Gene Ontology annotation, cellular component: endoplasmic reticulum membrane; endoplasmic reticulum exit site.
CAGAAUCUGAUAAAAUAUUAACUAUAUUCCUGGUGUGUGAUGUGGCCAAACGAUGAAGAUCAUCUUAUUUAUUGAAAAUUUUCUGUUAAUUUUAGUUACAAUUAGUUUAAGUAGUGCACACGUAACCGGCCCACGAAAAUGUGUUAAUGAAAAGUGUUCAGAACCGAUAUCGAUCGGCCGGGCUAGCAUAACAUAUGCUUCGCCGAAUGACAUCAAUUUGUCGUUCAAGAACAAGGACAAAAUAACUGUUUACUCAAAGUCGGCAACUGAAACCAGCGACGACAUUUGGUAUGUCGAGAUCAAUGGGAAAUUCGGUUAUGCUCCAAAGAAGUUCAUCACCGAAGAGAAGAUAGUUGUUUCCACCGCGAAGCUGAUAACAGUGCAAAAUGUAGCAGCUGCAGCUACACCCCUUCCAUCAACAGCAGAGCCAGAUAAGGUUCAAAACAUCAACGAAUCGUCGCCGGAUAUUCAGAGUGCAGAAAUCAAUUCAAACAAUUCGAAUGAGGGAACAGUUUCCACUGAUAGUGAAGUGCAGAAUGAAGAAACACCGGAGAGGUUAAAGCGUUCGAUUGAUGCACCAAAUGUAGCUAGCAAAUCGGAGGAGCCCAACGACAGUGUGGAGACUCCAAAGUCAGAGGAAGUGAAAAUCGAGGAUCUGAACGAGUACGAUUCAAAGAAUUUCGAUGAGAGCCUUGAUAGUACUGAUGAAGAUGAUGAAGAAGAGGACGACGAAGAAGAGGAAGAUGAAUAUGAUGAAGCCGAAAAUGCUUUGGAAAGCGAAGAAGAAUCGCAAGAAACUAGAAAACCGGUGGUAGAGGAACCAGUUGUUAAAAAGACGGCGUACGUAACGACCGAUUCGAUUGUAGAGAGAUCGGGCGACAUUAGCAAUGAUAACAUCCAGCCCACAUUGGAAAUAAUGGCACCGACACAAGGUGAAAUUGAACAAUUGAAGCAGCAACACGAGUUGAAAGAUUCAGUUCAAGAAACUAACGAUACAACACCAUCACCGUUGGAUUCUACUGCAGGCUCAGCAGAUGCAACUCCGCCUUCACCUUCUACGACUAACUCUGAAUCAAUAACUGGUAACAGUCAAUUCACCACCACAACUAUUCCCAUUGAUGUACCACAGAAUCCACUAGACAUUCCAGUCGAAACAACCACGCCUAUUCCAGAUGCAACACCAAACAACCAGAAUGUCGAUCAGGCGUCAAUAAGUGAACCGAAAAAAGUGGAAUCGAUACCUCCAAUAGCUACAAACAGUGGACGUGAUAAUUCAGUAACAACUGGUGAGCCAGUGCUUAAAGUUGACUCGGUUAUUAGCGAUUCUGCAGCGUCAAAUCCUGUGACAGAAAAAGUUAUUGUCAAUGAUGAAAUUCCACCAUUUAAACCAUUACCACCGUCCGUGGAUGGUGUUGCGAGUGAGCUUAAUGAUUCCACAAGCGAUGGUCCCAAAAUAGUGGCUGAUCAAAAAGUUGAAGUGCAAGUGAAUACUGAUCCGUCAGUCAAUGCGCAAAUCGAUACUGAUCCGUCAGUCAAUGCGCAAGUCGAUACUGAUCCGCCAGUCAAUGCGCAAGUCUAUACUAAUCCGUCGGUCAAUGAAGAAUCUGUGAAACCCGUUGUAACUCCAAGCCAUGUUAAUGAUAGUGAUGUCGUUACAACCACUGAAUCAAAUGACGAACGUCAAAUGAUUAAAGAGGAAGUGCCUGUUACAGCGGCUCCAGUGGAAGUUGUUGUUGAUAGUUUAGAAGUCCGGGAAGAAAUUGUGCCAAAACCAGAAGCUGAGACAAUCACUGAAAAUACAGUCGCAGCAUCAUCGCAAGAAGCUGAACCAAUUGUCGAACGUCAGGACUCUGCUAACGCUAACAAUGAUCCGAAUGAUACAACCAGUACGACGUCAGACGACACAGUCAUUGCAGAAAACGAAAUCGUUCCUCCGUUGGAUGUUUUACCAACGGCCGAAUAUUUGACUCAAAAAGUCAACGAGGGAGUCGGAUUUGUCGAACCAAUCCUUCCAUCGGCUCAUAUUGAAAAGCAACAGCCCGUAGAGAAUAACAAAGCGGGCAGUGAGCAAGCCGAGAAUGCAGAAGUCAAUGGAGGAUUCUUCGGUACGUUGUUCGGUUCAGUGAAAAAUUUGUUCGGAGGCAGUUCGACUGUGGAAACAAUUGGGGAUGAUGCGUCGAACGAUAAUUUUGAUAAGGCUUUGAAUGAUAUUCUGUUUGCUGCCCCGUCAGCUAAGGAUAAGGAAGCAUUAAAUUCCGAUGAAUACUGUGACGCUAGCUCGCCCGAUUCGUGUCCCAGGAACGCUCAUCAGCCGACCAGCAAUUUGAAACAUACACAGUUCGAGCACGGUUCGCACUACAGUGCAAUGGAUUCAGAGGCCGAACCGAUAGUACUCACCAAUUACAGUGAAUUUGCGGUCACGUUCAUGAGAAAAUUAGUGGAUCUGGUCGAUGUCAUCGUUUACGUUGUGAUCACAGCCAUUUUUGUGCUUGCUUUCACCUUGGGCUACUAUUGCAUAACGAACAAUCGAAAAGAGGGUGGCCUGGUGUCCAAGCUGAAUAUUUUGGAGCGCAAACUGAUGACGUCGACGAAGGAAUGUGAUUUGUUGAAAUGUGAUCUGGUCGACACGCGAAACAAAUUGGCGAGCAUCGAGGAUAAUUCGUUCGGUUCGAAUGAAAUGGUGAUUGCGUUGAAACGCGACUUGGAUACGGCCGAAACGGAACGGGCUGCUUUACAGGAUCAAGUGAUAUUGUUGGAAAAGGAAUUGGAAACGGCAGCCGAAGCUGGCUUGGAAUUAAACAAAAUGGUCUCCGAAUUGCUGAACAAUCAAAGUGGCAGUGAUUCGAUCAUUAGCAGUGUGGAAGAGUUGCAGCGGCAAUUGAACGAACAGCAAGCUACGACAGAGUCUAUAAACGCUCUGCUGGCGGAAAAGAGCCGUGAGAACAGUGAACUGCAAAUUCUACUGUCAGAGAAGUCGAUUCAAUUCGAGAGUGAACUUGAGAGUCUGCAAAAUUUAACGGAUCGAUUGCAGGCUGAAAAUACGGAUCUAAAGCAGCAGAUUGAACAAGAGGAGAAGGAAUUGGAGCAGAGGUUUAAUCGAGAAAUGAAGAUCAAGACAGCAGAAUUAACCAAAAUAAGCAAGGAACUGACCGACUUGCGACAGAAACAUAACGAGAUCUGUCAAUCAAACCAUACGAAUGAGGCGCGUGUUCAAGUACUGGACAAUUUACUUAAACAACUGAAAGACGAAGAAGGUGUAGAACUCGACGAUCUUAUGAGCACAGCCGACAUGAAAACCAAAUUGUUAGCAUUGACCAAGGAGAGGGAAUCGCUUAUCGAUCGACUGGAAGGUGAAGCCGAUGCAAGAAAGUUAUUGGAGGAUCAUGUGAAAGUUGUCAGCGAAGAGGUGUCGUCUCUCAGGCAGGAGUACAGUGUAGCCGAAAAAGAUAAACUGGCAGCACAGACUAGGCUGGAAGUUCUGUCCACUUAUUUCAAGGACAAGGAGAUGCAAUUGCAGAAGGAGCUUAGCUUAAAAGAAGCUAUGACUAUGAAGCAACAAGGUGAAACGAGCAGUACGGUCGAAAGGAUUCGAUCGCUACAGGCGGAGAUUCAAGAGUUGAAGUCGCAGAAUGAUUCACUCAAGGCCGAAAUUGAAGCGCAAAUAGCGGCCCAUAAAGCCCAAAUCACAGCUGCAGAAAAUCGAGCGCAUGAAUCAUGGUUAAGUGCACGACAAGCAGAACGUCGUAUUGAGGAAGCUCGUUCCGAGGCAACUGCUCUGCGACGUAAACUAACCUCGAUUGUCGGUAAUGGCAACGGAAUCGACAACAAUCUUCAAAAUCGCCACAAUUCCCUGGAAGGACUGUCCAGCGACCUAACAGCUCAAUCACCAAUCCAUGUCGAACAAACAGGUUCUUCACUCUUAAUGGGCUUACCUCCUCCGCCUUUCCUACCACCGCCGCCAUUUAUGCCACCACCAUUUAUGCCACUUCCUCCAUUUGAAAUGCGUCCACCCCCAUUAGGCAGAAUAAUGUCACCGCCCCCACCAAAUAGAUAUUCACCAGGCGUUUUAGACGAUCGAGAUCGAUACGAUCAUCGUGGCCGCUACUCACCAAACGAUCGAUACAACGACUAUUCGGACAUAAUGUCACAGUACGAAACCGAAACCGAUUUCAGUCCGCCCGGCUCGCCACGGAUGGAAUACAGAGAUAGAAAUUAUAAACAAUAUUCGCCGUCGCCGCCGCCACCAUUGAAGCAUUCAGAUAGUCGGAGUAAAACGAACUCCAACAAAGGAGGACUAAGCUCCGGAAGUGUCGAGUCAAUGGGAUCGCGAAAGAGUCAAGGCAGAAAAAAGGUCUAAUUCAAACCAACUGAAGGGAGAGUCGAAAUUAAAAAUGCCGAAAAUAGACAGGGAAACCGUCGGCGAAACACCGAUGCGUUUUGAAUUGUUCAAUUCCAUA